Messenger RNA from Uranotaenia lowii, 1080 nucleotides. RefSeq lists its product as uncharacterized. The transcript has a single exon. Bases 64 to 1080 code for a protein of 338 amino acids. Gene Ontology annotation, biological process: DNA integration. NCBI's taxonomy places the organism in Eukaryota, Metazoa, Arthropoda, Insecta, Diptera, Culicidae. Gene Ontology annotation, molecular function: nucleic acid binding. The record is from RefSeq and is a predicted model, not a curated record.
UGCUCUAAAUUACAACCAUUUGUACAACGUCGAGCAAGUCUUUCCAGCGUGGGGCAAUGUCUUAUGUACGGAGAGCGUCUAGUGAUUCCAACCAAGCUGCAACCUAAAGUGCUUCAGCUGCUACACAAGGGGCACCCUGGCAUCGAGCGAAUGAGGUCAGUCGCCAGAAACUAUGUUUAUUGGCCAGGGAUCGACGAUCAAAUAGCACAACGAGUCAAGGCUUGCAUCGAGUGCUCUAAAGCAGCAAAAACCAACAUCAAAACGAAUCUGCAAAGUUGGCCAGCACCUGAGCGACCGUGGCAGCGCAUUCAUGCUGACUUUGCUGGCCCCGUCGAUGGAAAUUUUUUCUUGAUCGUGGUAGAUUCGUACAGCAAGUGGCCCGAGGUUAUCCCGACGAAACGAAUCUCUACCGCAGCGACACUCAACAUGUUUCGAGAAAUCUUCGCCCGGCAUGGUAUGCCGGAAACACUAGUGACCGACAACGGAACCCAGUUUACUAGUGAAUGCUUCGAACGCUACUGUGAGUCCAACGGCAUUUUGCAUCUGCGCACUCCACCAUACCACCCACAGUCGAAUGGGCUCGCCGAACGGUUUGUCGAUAUAUUCAAGCGAGGAAUGAAGAAAAUAACAACGGGGGGAGAGGCCCUUCGUGAAGCUAUCGACACCUUUCUCCUGUGUUACCGCUCUACCCCGUGUCGUAGCGCACCUGCUGGUAAAUCGCCUGCAGAGCUGUUGGUAGGCAGGAAGCUGCGUACCGCACUGGACUUGUUAAAACCUUCUGCACCACCAACACAGUCCAACCAUUCUGCACAGGAGGCUCAAUUUAAUCGGAAGCAUGGUACGAAGUCGAUCAACUACGAUGCCGGGGAUUUGGUCUGGGCAAAACAACAUCGAAACAAUGCCUGGACAUGGGAAGCUGGCCGAGUCAUCGAGCGUGUUGGCCAUGUCUUAUACAACGUCUGGCUGACAGAUGGCCAGCACCUAGUGCGCUCACACUGCAACCAACUUCGUAAGCGAAACUCUCCAGACCAGCCCGACCAACAACAAUCUUCGGAUUGUUGUUGGGUUCCUGCGGAAUGA